Parnassius apollo (apollo) is the source of this 882-nucleotide messenger RNA. The record is from the annotation of a GenBank genome assembly. Lineage: Eukaryota; Metazoa; Arthropoda; Insecta; Lepidoptera; Papilionidae.
UUGAAGGGUUGUUACGAGAAUCUUAUUGUAAUUGAUAUCGGCGCGAAUCUAACGAACAAAAAGUACGGACGUGAUCUAGAUUCAGUUGUGCAGAGGGCAAAAGAUGCAGGCGUCCAAAAAAUAAUGGUUACUGGCACAUCGGUAAGAAAUAGCAAGGAGGCCCUUAGAUUGACUCGUCUUUAUCCUGGCACAAUUUAUUCCACGGCAGGCGUGCACCCGCACGACGCGAAGUCCAUGGUGGAAGAGGCGCAGUGGGCGGAGCUGCGCGCGCUGGCCGCCGCGCCCGAGUGCGUGGCGCUGGGCGAGUGCGGCCUCAACUACACCAAGGACUUCUCAGAGCCGCACGUGCAGAGACACGCCUUCACCAAGCAGGUGGAAAUGGCGUGCGAACUACAGAAGCCGCUGUUUGUUCACGAAAAGGAAGCUCAAGACGACUUGCUAAAGAUCUUAGACGAGUUCGGAAAUCGCCUCCCGCCCGUGGUCAUCCACUCUUUCACAGGCUCCGUGGAGCAAGGGCUUAAGUACAUCGAGAAGGGCUUCUAUUUGGGCAUUACCGGGUACAUUUGCAAGGACAAAUCCGACGGUGGGAUAAGGAGGUUGUUGUCAGAGAGGAUUCUGCCCUUGGACAAGUUGCUCGUGGAGACCGACUCGCCAUUCAUGUACCCGAACAUGAGGGCUUCUAAACUGCCGUUGCAUGUAAAGGACUCAUUGACAGAGAGAUCCAUGAAUUUUGUGAACCGCUAUUGCACCUUCCAACGUAAUGAGCCGUGUGCCUUGCCUGCUAUAGUAGAGCUUGCUGCCGGUUUCAUGGGCCGCAGUCCUCAGGACGUGGCCUUAGCCACCGCGUUCAACGCACUCAAGCUGUUUGGUCUCAGCCACUGA